GCCCCCCUAGAAAUAUUCUCAAAGGUUUAACUUAGCCACAUGGCAAAACCAGCGUUUGUUUUUCUUCCCACCAACUGAUACACUUUCAAAACAUUUAUUUAUUUAUUUAUUUUUUCUCCUUUCUCUGUCCCGCAAACUCUCCCUUGUUUUUCUUAACCGCUCCACCUUACAUUUACAUUACUUCCUCUCCUCUCUUCCCAUAAAGAACCCUCUCUUCAAUCUGCCUUUUCCAAGCCCAUUCACCCCAUUUUUUUGGUCGUUCCAUUCCAAAGUUUAUACCCCCAUUUUGGUUUUUUGUUAAUCUUCAAAACAAUGGGGAGAGUUGGGCUGGAAUCAGAUGCAAAGUCACAGUUGGUCCUAGAAAUUUGCUCCAUGUCAGGCACUCCCAUUGCAUGUUCUCACAGGCACCAUUUCAACAACUCUGUUAAGUCACAUUUCAUCGACUGGUAUCGUGUUCUAGGAGAUCUUCCCUUGCAGGUGGCAGAAGAUGCAGGAACAGAGCUUGUCAAAAAGCGUUAUCAUAAACUUGCUUUGCAACUUCAUCCAGAUAAGAAUAAGCAUCCAAAAGCUGAGAUUGCCUUCAAGCUUGUCUCACAGGCAUAUACAUGUCUUUCUGACAGCGUGAAGAGAAGAGCUUUUAACUCGGAGAGGUGGAAAUACUUCUGCAUUGAAUGCAACAGAAUCCCAUACACAAGCGGCAAUUCCCUUGCCAAUUCACGAUAUUCGUCAAAACCCAGGGCGCAGGGCCCUACAAGCUGUGCAAGGUCUAGUAGAGUUGUGCAAGGUCUAAAAGAUAUCAGAGAUAGAUUGAAAGAGGAAGUCAGGGUUAUAGAACACUGCUUGAGGGUUAAUAGCUUGUCCAGGAGAGAAUCACCGCCCUUUGAUCCAUCAAACAAUCUUUGUCAGAGUAAGAUUAGACAAAAGAGUCAGCGAGAGACCCCGAUUUUUGAACCUUUGGAUUAUUUAUUUCAAGGCUACCCACACUUGAGGGUUCAAAGUUACAAGAAACCUGAGAGCUUUUGGCACUUGCAAAGGAGAAGUGUGCAGGGAAGAGGGACGUAUCAGUCCCCAAUCUUUGAGAAUGCAUCAACAACAGGAAUAUUUAGGGGAAUGCUUAAGAGCAAAUCUGUUUGUAUUUAUUCAUGACCAUCAUUCUUUAGCGUCAAUCAAAACAAAGAAAUCUGCUUUUGAUUUAUAGAAGAAUUUGAUUCAGUCAAACGAGAAUUCUUCUUUACUCUA
Molecule: messenger RNA, 1239 nt
Organism: Theobroma cacao (cacao)
Lineage: Eukaryota; Viridiplantae; Streptophyta; Magnoliopsida; Malvales; Malvaceae
Source: RefSeq, a predicted model, not a curated record